Cylas formicarius (sweet potato weevil) is the source of this 3141-nucleotide messenger RNA. It is a transcript of the gene AlaRS-m, whose product is annotated as alanine--tRNA ligase, mitochondrial. The coding region runs from base 126 to 3122 and encodes 998 amino acids. Gene Ontology annotation, cellular component: cytoplasm; mitochondrion. Gene Ontology annotation, molecular function: nucleic acid binding; alanine-tRNA ligase activity; amino acid binding. Gene Ontology annotation, biological process: tRNA modification; alanyl-tRNA aminoacylation. The record is from RefSeq and is a predicted model, not a curated record. Lineage: Eukaryota; Metazoa; Arthropoda; Insecta; Coleoptera; Brentidae. The transcript is spliced from 12 exons.
CGCCGGCAAAAAAUUUAAAUUUAAUCUGUCGUUUGUGGGCAAAGAGGGAGAUUUUUAAGGUUAGGAACUUACUGUUUUAAUAAUUUGGAUAAUUAAUUUAUUAUAAACGAAAAUUUUGGUGCAAAAUGCUUAAUAAAUAUGUUCACGUUACCCUACGAUAUAAAACAGGACACUUAAAUUUUGUAUUUCGAAAAAUUAGUAAAUAUUUAGACAAGGAUAUAUCAUCCAAAGUUAUUAGGGAGAAAUUUUUGAAUUAUUUUAUUGAAGAAAAGGGUCAUAAAUUUGUUAAAUCGAGUCCAGUAAUACCGUUUUGCGAUCCAACUGUUCCGUUUGUAAACGCGGGUAUGAACCAAUUCAAAGGAAUAUUUCUUGGAUUACAAACUCCUCAGUAUCCGAAGGUAGUAAACUCGCAGAAAUGUAUUCGAAUUGGAGGAAAACAUAAUGACCUAAAUAAUGUUGGAAGAGAUGGAUAUCACCACACAUUUUUUGAAAUGCUUGGAAACUGGUCUUUUGGGAAUUAUUUUAAGAAAGAAGCAUGCCAAAUGGCUUGGGAACUUUUAACAAAAGUUUACAAAUUACCAGCAUCUCGUUUGUAUGUAACUUAUUUUAGUGGAAAUACAGAAUUAAAUUUGCCACCUGACGAGGAGACUAAGCACAUAUGGAGUACAAUUGGUGUGGAAGAGGAAAGAAUUCUACCCUUUGGUGAAACUGAUAAUUUUUGGGAAAUGGGCUUGGUAGGCCCUUGCGGUCCUUGCACCGAAAUUCAUUAUGAUCAUAUGGGAACUGUAAAUAGAGCGCAGCUUGUCAACAGAGGGUUGCAUGACCUGACGGAAAUAUGGAACAUAGUUUUUAUAGAGCAUAAUAGAAAGCAAGAUGGCUCAGUGCAGUUAUUACCCAAAAAGCAUAUUGAUACAGGCUUGGGAUUUGAAAGGCUGACAUGCGCUUUGCAAGGCAAGGUCAGCAGUUAUGAUACAGAUAAUUUCACUUAUUUAAUGAAAGCAAUUCAAAAAAAUUGUAGUGGAAUUUCUGAAUAUUCGGGCCAUUUUGGAGAACAAGAUUGGAACAAUGUUGACAUGUCUUACAGGACAUUGGCGGAUCAUGUUAGAAUGAUUACAGUUUCUUUGGGCGAUGGGGCUAUACCUGAACAAAAUCAUAAACUAAGACGAAUAUUGAGAAAAUGUUUCUACUUGAGUGAGACUGUUUUUAAAAAAGAUAAAGGAUUGACAAAAGAGUUAAGUAAUUAUGUUGUUGAAAAUUUGGGUCAGGUGUAUCCCGAAAUAGAGAGAAAUGUGGAUCAAAUUCAUCAAAUAAUAGACUAUGAAGAAAAUGUCUAUCACAACUUAAGAAAAUCUUCAGAGAAGGAGUUGCAAAAAUUAAUUAAAGAGAAUGCCAAACUUACAACCAUCGAUCCCAUUGAUAUUGCCCCAAAUGUGUUAACAGCAUAUAAGGAGUUGCACGAGUCAAAGUGUAAAAUUAUAGAUGACAAAUUGGCAUACAGAUUGUAUGACACUCACGGCAUGGACGAAGAACUAAUACUACAAGUGUCCAAUGUUCUGGAUAUUGAAUUCAACCCGCUCAGUUUUGCCAAAGGUCUUGACGACGCAAAACUCGAGUCUAAGAAAAAGUCGGCCGAAAUGAAAUUUUCGAUUAAUAUUGAACCAACAAUACCAAGAACUGACGAUUCGAGUAAAUAUUUCUACAGCAAAGGAAGAAGGGGGUAUAGUUUUCCACCCGUGGAGUGCAAAGUUCUCAAUAUUAUACAGAACGACUUGUCCACUUCUGAAGCGGGAGAAAAUUGUGUGUGUUCACUCAUUUUAGAUAAAACAAAUAUGUACUGUGCCGCCGGAGGUCAAGACUCUGACAGAGGCACUAUAAUUUUUGAGCAUUCUCAGUUUGACGUUAAAGAGUUGCUUAACAUUGAUGGCCGGAUACUCCAUAGAGGUGUGGUCAGAAGUGGGACGGUCAGAUCAGGUUCCUUGGGUACAAUAAAACCGGACGAAGCCGCGAGGAUUGCUAACAUGUGUAACCACACCGGCACCCACUUGUUGAACGCUGCUGUAAAGAAAAUUAAGAGAGCUAGCUGUCAGAAAUCCAGCAAAGUGACUGACUCGUACUUAAAUUUAGAUGUAGCUAUUUUCGGAGCAAAAUUAGACAUAAGUGAUGUAGUCAGCAUUGAGGACACAAUCAGUAGUCUCAUUAAGAAGCAAAUAGAAGUUAAAGUUAGUAUAGUAGAUAGUCAACAGCUCUACAAGUAUGAUGAGAUUACAUUGAUACCUGGCGAGGUGUAUCCAGAUAAUAACAUAAGAAUUAUUGAAGUAACGGAUGGUUCAGCCUUUAUUUCAAGGGAACCCUGUUGCGGUACUCACGUCUUAAACACCUCAGACCUGGAAGAUUUUUGUGUAAUCGGGAUGAAAUCCUUAGGUAGAAGCACUCAGUCGGUCACAGCUGUUACUGGCGAUCGAGCCAAAUUAGCGAGGCAAAAUGCCGUGCGUUUAUCCGAAGAAAUUUCACUGUUAAAGAAAUCGUUGGGGGAUAAUAUGGACAAGCCGGAAUUAAUAGAAGUUGCGGUGGGAAGAAUAAAGAAGAAGCUAAAUUUUGAUGCCCGGGACAAUACGAUCAUCCCUCUGGUAUUUAAGGAUGCAGCUCUGGCAGAUUUGCAAGUUGUAAAUGGGCAGUUAAAACAAAUCGGCAAACAAAACUUGAAGAACUUCAUCGAGAUGGAAAUGGAGGAUGCUCUACAAUCGAACAUUGGCACGUCGAAAUCCAAUAAAAAAUAUAUUGUGCAUUAUUUGCGAAGCUCCGUCGUUUUAGACUCCGUGCCUCUACAAAAAGCCACUAAACUAUGCCCCAACAUGCCCGUAUUGAUUGUUUCCUAUUCGGACAACAUAGUCAAAGCACGUUGUUGCGUGCCCAAGGAAUUUCAAAACGAAUACUUCGACGCUCAAACGUGGCUGACCGAAACCGUUGCCACCGUGUUCGAUUCAGAGGUGAGGCCCUCCAAAAACCAGGCAGGAGAUGCGAUUUGCAACAUGAAGCCCAAAAAGGUUCACAUACAGGAAUGGGACACGUUGCUCAAAGAGGCCAUGAAGUUGGCGAAGAAAUAUGUUCAUGAUAAUUUGUGAUCGAUUCCUAUUGAAAUAA